Molecule: messenger RNA, 2547 nt
Organism: Phytophthora sojae
Lineage: Eukaryota; Oomycota; Peronosporomycetes; Peronosporales; Peronosporaceae
Exons: 1
Coding region: 22-2547 (841 amino acids)
Source: RefSeq, a predicted model, not a curated record
UCACCCCGCGACGUCGGCCCGAUGGAAUCUCACAGCUUGCUCGCCGGCUCAAGGGACCACCAGGAGACUCGAUACCGCUUCCCGGAACCUGUCGACGAGGACGACGAAGCGUUCGCCGGUGAAGAGGUAUCGGAGACCAAGGGCGUUCGGCAGAGGAGGCAGACGAAGGAGAUUUUCACGCUUGCGGAGCUCACUGCAAAGGUCUGGUGUGGCUGGUUGUUCGUCUACGCUUUCGUGCUGUGCUGCUUCUCCUUUGCUCGAUGCCUCGCUCUCCCAGCGCUGGUCGAGAUGUACGGCAGCCCUCAGGACUACACAUUGGGCUUCACGAUGGCAGCGCUGGGGCUCGGACUGCUGGAGGACUUCGUCUGCGCGACCUACUUCGUGUGCGCGCUAUGGCUGUUUGAUGUUGCUAAGAGGAGGGUGACCGAGCGGUUCGGCGAGAAGGACGGAGUGGCCACUUGUCUGGCGACGAACAUUGCGACGUUUGUGGUGUCGUGGCUGCUGUUCUUCGCCAUGAUGGCGCCCUUCGUCGCCGACUUGAUGCUGGUGGCCAACCGCAACAUGCGCUUCACGUUCGACCUCGUGGCGGCGCUGAUCAGGGAGCGGCACCAUCUCAAUGCUGCGCCGAUAUCGGCCGACGAGAUUCACCGAGGCUACAUGAGUGGGGCGGCUCUGGUGGUGGUUGCUGCGCUCUUUGCGGCUGUGCGGAUGUGGGCAAGCUGGACAGACCUGUCGACUUGGAACCCGACGCACCUUGUGGCGGGCUUCGCGGACUCACGGACUCGCGUCAGUGGAGUCAAAUACACGGAGCUAACCCUCGAAGAAGGCACCGAGAGUCCAACGACUGGGGAUGACGAUGCAGUCCCAGCUCGUCGCGCGUACGAGAAGCUGCUGAUCUCGCGCCACUUUGUGCGUCUUGCCGUCAUUAUUGUAGGUCUUGUCGUCGUCCCCGCGAUUGUUGUGGCGAUCCGAUGCGCGUGCUCGCCGCUGGUGGCGUACUCGGGUCUGAACGCGACAGUGAACGAGCUAUUCAGCCACGCGCUGCAGCCUACGCCGACCGACGCGAUGCUCACCAAUGUCAAGGACGACCAGCCCUGGCCAGAGAUGUUCAUCCACCCGACCGAGAAGUACGAGCUGUUUGGAGACGAUUCUCUUUACCGACGCACCACCGGCUUCCAGGGGGAUCUCGCUUUCGACGUCAACAUCUCCAACGAGAACCCGCCCAACGUCUUAGUGAUCGCAGUCGAGUCGUUCCGCUACAGGGACUCGCGCUACCUCGUCGGGGAGAAGGACCCGUCCAACCUGUUCAAGGGCACGAACCUGACCAUCACGCCGAACUUCGACAGGUGGGCCAAGCGCGGAAUCGCUCUCCGCAACAUUUGGUCGAGUAACCCGACGAGCCGCUCGCUGGAGAGCUUGUUGUUCGCGCAGGUGCCGUACGAUAGCGCCGUCAAGACCGGCAUCACCGGCGGAAGGAAGGACACGAAGCUGUCCGGCUUGCCUCAGCUGUUCAAGCAGAUGGGGUACGAGACGCAGUUCACCACGGGCUCUACCAUCACGCUCGACAAGUGGAACGUCUUCCUGCCCACGCACGGCUACCAGACUGUGUGGGACGCCAAGACGCACCUCGUUCUGGGGGAGAAUCACCUCAACAUCAAGCGCUCGCACUGGUUCGGGAAGGAGCACCGCGCCUUCAACUGGGGCGUGCACGACGACGUGAGCUUCCAGCUACUGGGCGACCUGCUCAUCCACAAGACCAACAAGCAGAAGAUGCGCGUGGCGCAAGGGAAGCCCAAGAAGCCGCUAUUUAUCACGCAUUACACCAUCUCGAGCCACAGCCCGUUCAAGGCGCGGCCGUCCUGGUACGCCAAGAGCAAGAAGCCCGACUUCUCCGCGCUGUACGAGGGCGAAGAGCACGCCGAAGACACCAGGGACUACCUCGAAAUGCGCCACUUCACGGACAUGCAGCUGGGCAAGUUCUUGGACCGCAUGGAGAACAAGGGGCUGCUCAAGGACACCAUCGUGGUCAUCAUGGGCGACCACGGCCAAGCCCCUGAAGCGGACAUUAUGAACACACACGAGGAGUCGGUCACUCGUGUAGCAGGCGCCAUCAUCGCAGAGGGGCGACUGGGUGACGCUGCAGGCCUCGUGAUCGAAGACGCGGCAGAGCAGUACGAUAUCCUCAACACCCUGGCAGACAUCACGGGGCUACCCGAAGGAGGCUUCGAACAGACUGGAGUGGGGCGCUCGCUCAAGCGCAAGGUCCCGUUCGGACAUCGCCCGGUAUUUAGCAACGAUCCCAACCGGAAGAUGGCGAUCGUCCGCGGUCGCCACCGCCUGCGAUACGACCGCGUCACGGACUCGGUGCUGCUGCACGACACGGAGACGGACUUCUCGAUGACCACGGACCUCUUCCCUGAGCUCCCACCGGAAGAGCAGGCGGAGUGGCUGGCGUGGCGCGACAGUGGGCGGAGACUCGUUGCCUACUAUAAGCAGCGGUGGGACGACAAGUGCCUGCUAGCUGUCGACUGUACUGCGGAAAACUAG